This is a messenger RNA of Penicillium maclennaniae, 765 nucleotides long. RefSeq lists its product as uncharacterized. NCBI's taxonomy places the organism in Eukaryota, Fungi, Ascomycota, Eurotiomycetes, Eurotiales, Aspergillaceae. Gene Ontology annotation, cellular component: kinetochore; MIS12/MIND type complex. Gene Ontology annotation, biological process: mitotic sister chromatid segregation. The record is from RefSeq and is a predicted model, not a curated record. The coding region runs from base 1 to 765 and encodes 254 amino acids. The transcript is spliced from 2 exons.
AUGACAACGCCGCAACAGCGCAAGAUCGAGCUUCAGUCUCCUGCAGACUUCACUUACCUGUACGCCAACACAGUCGCUCUCUCGCGCCAGAAGCUAGACCAGGCUUUACCCCCUUCAGCGAACAACGAUGAACCCGACCCGAUGCGCGAACGCGUGAAAGAGUUGGUCGACGAGUACAUCAAUCGCACCUUCACAACAGCCUCCGCCUCAAUCAGUAUCAACGGAAUCGACUCCUCAUCCCCCCAAUUCCCGUUCCCGGCCGCAUUCACCGCGCCAGAAACAGUCGAGUAUGAAGCCUACGAUGCAGAACUCGCCUCGCGUGUAACUUCUCUAUACGCCCAGCUCGAAUCACUCACUACAACCGUCGCCCAAUUACGACGCAGCGGGCCGCAGGCAGCUGCAAGGGAUUAUGCGGCGCAGUUAACACAACUGUUGCAAGAGGAGGACGAGGAAUUUGAAAACUCGCUUAGGAAUAGCGAAAGCACAGAGCAGCUCGCGGAAGACGGCAUGGACGUGGAUAUAAAGGCGGAGUUCCAACCGAUGGAUCCUUCGUGGAAAUUGGAUGUACAGCUUGGGACGGAGGAGGAGACGGAGCGGUGGCGGAGUGGGGAUAUGGCUGGUGUGUAUGAGGAUGCGUUGCGGACACUACAGCGAUUACAAGGCGAAGGCGAGGACGUUGCGGUGGGAGAGGGCAAUGCUCUGGCGACGACGGUUGGGAAAGCGGAGCGAGCUGCACGGGCAGCCGAAGUGGUUGAGGGUAUGUGA